AUAUAUAAAAAUUAUAUAGAAUUUACUAAACAUUUUCGUUCAAAAAAUAUGAACCUCAGCGCUAUCAAUGUUUAUCUCAGUUCAUAGUCUUCUCUGCAGAAGGUUAUAAAUUCCCCAACUACACUGUGUUGUCACUCAGUUAGUCAUGCAGAGGUUCUCACUAUUACUGAUAGCGAUUGUCAGCUAUAAACAAGUGAAAACAACAACCAUACAAUCUUGUGAUAGUCUCGUUUAUUGCCAAGGUGAGCUAUUAGAUACGGUACAGAAGGCACGCCUUUUCAAUGAUUCGAAAACCUUCGUUGAUUUAAUUCAGAAGAAAAGUGAAAAUGAAACGUUGAGUAUCUUCAAAAACUUCAUGAAAGUACACCACGAUGAACCGACAGUCGAGGAAGUACGACAAUUCGUUGAGGAAAAUUUUGACACUGCAGGGGAACUAGACAAGUGGAUACCAACUGACUACAAGUCUAACCCAAAAUUUCUCAAAAAGAUCAAAGACAUAACUGUCAGAGAUUUCGCAAGGACCCUGGUUAGUAUCUGGCCGCAACUUGCUAGGAAAGUAAAUGAUUUUGUGAGUAAAUACCCCGAUAGGCAUUCACUCAUUCCACUCCCCAAUGGAUUCAUAAUACCAGGAGGCCGAUUCAAAGAAAUAUAUUACUGGGAUUCGUAUUGGAUAGUGAAAGGUCUGAUAAUCAGUGAAAUGACUGAAACAGUACGGGGAAUCAUAGAAAACUUGCUGUCUCUCGUGGAAAAGUACGGUUUUGUUCCAAAUGGAAGCAGGGUUUAUUAUCUGAACCGCUCCCAACCACCGUUGUUAACGUUGAUGGCCGGGCUUUACAUGGAUGCUACAAAUGAUUUGGAGUGGUUGAAGAAACAUAUUGGUUUACUGGAAAGGGAGCUCAACUGGUGGUUGGUAAAUAGGGCCAUAAAUGUAGAAGUGGAAGGACAGAAACAUCAGUUGUGCCAGUAUGCGUCACAUAGUGGAACUCCAAGACCGGAAUCUUACUCCGAAGAUUUGAAAACAUGCUCAAUUUUCGAAAAUGAAGAAAAGGAAAUCUGUUAUAAAAACCUCAAGAGUGGUGCUGAGAGCGGAUGGGAUUUCUCGUCUCGGUGGCUAUUCACCGAAAAAGGGGAUAUUGGAAGCAAUUUGACUACUAUAGAUACAAAACGUGUAAUUCCAGUAGAUUUGAACGCAUUUCUUUGCGGUAGUUUCAAGAGGCUCGCUGAUUUCUAUGAAAGACUGGAAAAUAAAGAGAAAUUUUCCAAAUAUCUUGCUCUACAUGAAUCUUGGAAGGAGUCGAUAGAAUCUGUUUUUUAUGAUGGAGACGAUGGCAUUUGGUAUGAUUACGACAUAAAAUUAUCUAAACAUAGAAAGGGAUUUUUUCCAAGUAAUCUAGCCCCGCUCUGGGCAAAAGCAUUCGACACAUCUCGAAAGGAUCAGUACGGAGAAAGAGCGGCUAAAUAUCUGAAAUCGCAGAAAAUUGAUGAAUAUUUGGGAGGAAUUCCAAUGUCUCUUACGCAGACUGGAGAGCAGUGGGAUCUUCCCAAUGCUUGGCCGCCACUACAAGAAAUUGUAAUUUUGGGUUUGAAAGAAAGUGGUAAUUCAAACGCAGUACAUUUAUCGAAAGUUCUUGCGAAGAAUUGUGUUAAUUCUUAUAUAAGAGGUUAUGCCAAAUCGAAUGAAAUGUUCGAGAAAUAUGAUGCACUUUCAUCCGGAGAAUAUGGAGGAGGUGGAGAAUAUAUAGUUCAAACUGGAUUUGGAUGGACAAAUGGUGUAGCACUGUCUUUCAUAAAUGAAUACUAUACUGAGAAUCCAAAAAAAGAUUGA
Molecule: messenger RNA, 1825 nt
Organism: Leptinotarsa decemlineata (Colorado potato beetle)
Lineage: Eukaryota; Metazoa; Arthropoda; Insecta; Coleoptera; Chrysomelidae
Product: trehalase
Biological process (GO): trehalose catabolic process
Molecular function (GO): alpha,alpha-trehalase activity
Source: RefSeq, a predicted model, not a curated record